AUGAAGCCCAGCAGAAGGAAGCAGGGAGUUCUCAGAAGAGCAAAGUCAGACCGGCCGCAGGAGAGUAGCAGCAGUGGGGACAGCAGCGAUAGUGGUUCUGAUUCCGACUCCAGCUCCGACCUCAUUGGCCCCCCCAUCCCCUCCAAGCUUGCUACCCACGGAGAUCCCGACGACAUUGUGGGCCCCCCACUUCCUCCGGGGUACAGAGGCAGUUUGGCGGACGAUGAUGAUGACGAGGAAGACAUGCAGGACGAAGACGAUGACAACCCAGUCAAAAGAAUUCCAGACACGCAUGAAAUCACACUGCAGCAUGGCACAAAAACGGUAUCCGCUCUGGGCUUGGACCCCUCGGGUGCUCGGCUGGUUACCGGGGGAUACGACUAUGAUGUGAGAUUUUGGGACUUUGCCGGGAUGGAUGCUGCUCUGCAGGCUUUUCGAUCCCUGCAGCCCUGUGAGUGCCACCAGAUAAAGUCCCUGCAGUACAGCGUCACGGGCGAUGUCAUCCUGGUGGUUGCAGGCAGUGCUCAGGCUAAGGUCCUGGACCGGGAUGGCUUCCCGGUUCUGGAGUGCGUGAAGGGGGAUCAGUACAUCGUGGACAUGGCCAACACGAAGGGUCACACUGCAAUGUUGAACAGUGGCUGCUGGCAUCCAAAGAUCAAGGAAGAGUUCCUGACGUGCUCAAACGAUGGUACGGUGCGUACCUGGGACCUGAACUCGGAGAAGAAGCACAAGUCCGUGUUCAAGCCCCGCUCCCUGCAGGGUAAGAGGGUCACCCCCACCUGCUGCUCCUACAGCCGGGACGGAAAGCUCAUCGCGGCCAGUCGUGAGAGCAGGAGAGAGGACGCUGUGUACACUUCAGGCUCCGCCUCCUGCAUCUCAGUCCAGAUCAAGACCGUCUCCCGGGGGCCGAGGCCUGCCCAUGAGCAGGUCAGCGCAGGACGACACUUCAUCAACGUGAUUAAUCUGGAGGACGAGGAUCUGCUGGAGCACCUGCCCUCCCGCCAGGCUUCUGCCUCCCCGACCGGGCCGACCUCCACCCCCGUCUCCCCCCACACCCACCGGCCUGGAGCUCCUGGCCCAAAUCACACCUCCACUGAGCAAAUGACUGUGGAGACUGUGCUCGACACACAGCUGGGUCUGCACGCCUCCUAUCUAUUGCCGUGUGUUACACCCGUCUACAAGGCACAGCUUCGCUCUCCUCUCAGCCUCCCCAACUCUUCGCGUCUCGGUCUGGGCCUCAGGGACUCUUUGGGCCUCAGUGUGAGCUUCAGGGACGUGGAGGAGCAGAGCACCAGCAGCAGGGGUGGUGUGGGAAGAUCAGCAGACGCUUUUGAUUCCAUGAUGGAAAGGUCUGGAAAGUUUUCAGACGGGCCUCUGGACCUGAGUGACACGGGCGACACCCUGACAGAGUUGGGCGGGCUGAGAGGUGCCUCCACCUAUUCACUCGGCCCAUCAGACUCACUGAGAGACAGGUUUCUCAGACGGGGUGAGCAGAACAACAUGGGGGUGGAGGAGGAGGAGCAGCGAGAGGAACUGCGGGCAUGGAUGAAGAAGAAGCAGAAAGAAAGGAUUGCAGAAUACCGCAGACAGAGGGAGGAGAAGAGAGAGCAAGAGCACCGGCCCUUCACACCUUCGUCCACUCAGAAUCUGACCUCCAGAGAUCUUUCUACCAACAAGAAAAUGAAGGAAAAGAAGGAAAAGACAUUGCUGCUGGAACACCACACCCUCAGAGCCCGAGAGGCCUGUAGCUUGAUUACAGAGCUGCUCAAGCCGUCCCCAGCCCUGCCCACCCUCACCAAGGCCCAGCCCUCACAAAGCACCAAUCAGAGCAGCCGCAGGCCCAAGGCCCACCCCUCACAAAGCACCAAUCAGAGCAGCCGCAGGUCAGCAGCUUUCUGUGCCGUAGAGGAGGAGAAUGAUGACGAGCAGCUCCUGAGCCCAUGGAACCCUCCUCUGGAGAUCCGACGCUUGCUUGGCCUGGACAACCAGGGCUCUGUGGAAGAGCGGAGUGGAGCUCCAGGGAGUGGAGCUGGAGUCUGGCUGAAGGGGCUGGACAGGGACUCCCCCUCUGAGAGCACUGGCAGUAUCCUCAGCAAACUGGACUGGACCGCCAUCGAGAAGAUGGUGGCCGAGGAGGACCAAGUCUGA
Molecule: messenger RNA, 2148 nt
Organism: Conger conger (European conger)
Lineage: Eukaryota; Metazoa; Chordata; Actinopteri; Anguilliformes; Congridae
Exons: 18
Coding region: 1-2148 (715 amino acids)
Biological process (GO): regulation of DNA double-strand break processing
Cellular component (GO): nucleus; site of double-strand break
Molecular function (GO): protein binding
Source: RefSeq, a predicted model, not a curated record